This is a messenger RNA of Anas platyrhynchos (mallard), 1170 nucleotides long. NCBI's taxonomy places the organism in Eukaryota, Metazoa, Chordata, Aves, Anseriformes, Anatidae. The record is from RefSeq and is a predicted model, not a curated record.
UGACCCGGCGGGGUGGCAGCGGAUCUGUGUCACGCCAGCCCCGCACAUCCCCGUGAGUGGCUCUCGGGCUUCCUGCUGUGCUGGCAGCUCCGGGCUGAGCCUUUGUCCCCGAGCUUCUUUUCUGGGACCUGGAGUGCCUGUCCCCAGGGCAGGGGGCGGCGGGGAAGCGAUUAUUCACUUCCAGGAACAUCUGAACCAGGGAAAGCUCCUGGAAGCCUUGCUGGGGACUGAUGUCAGCGUCUCCUUGGUGCCAUGAUUUUGGCAGCCAAAGGGGCUGUGUGGGGGGGGAGCCUUGUGCAUCGCAGCUUUCUGAGGCAGAAUAACAUCGCCCCCAGCUCCAAGCCCUGCUCCUGCCCCCAGCCCUCCUCCUGUCCCCUCUCCUCCAAGCCCAGGGCUGGGACGCGGCUGGGCUGGGACACCAGAAGUGACCUCAGCGCUGAAACUUGUGGCUGUGCAGGGAGGGCUCUGCCUGCCCCGCGUGUUCUCUCAGCUCUUUAUUUACGAUGCUCUGGGAAAACAGUUACCGGCAGCCACAAAGAAGCCGCUCGAGCGCCCGCCUUUCCUGCUGCUGGCCGGGAAGCGCGGCGGAGUGAGCAAGAUGGAUGCUUUUUAAAGGAAAUCCUGAAGCCUUCAGAGCAGGAAAAUUUUGACCAGUUGACACGGAUGGAAAUGUCUUCAAACAGCAACUCGGGUGCGGAGCACGCCCAGCCCUCGGCCAACGUGGGCCUGCCCGGCCACCUCAUCCAGUGCCACCGCCCGCGUCCUGCCUACGCCACCCACACGGCCCCGGUGGUGAAGAUGCUGGUUGAGCAGGAUGACUGGAGGAGGGCUGCAGCCGCCUGCCCUGCAUGGAGGGAGCCGAGCCCGGAGCCUCCAGGAGCUGCUGCUGUGGAGGAAGCCCCAGCACCAUCGGUGCUGAGCAGAGGUGGCAGCUGUGCCGGGAUGGGCAAGGGCUCCCUAAGAAAGUCCACGGCUGAGAGCAGCUUGUUGUCUCCAAGUGCUCGCAGUAGGGUUAUUUUUGCAAGAAAACCUCCCUCGUGUGUGGUACUGUGUGGCUCCCUGGCUUCUUCCAGCAAGAAGAAAUGACUCGUCUGCAGCUGGAAAUGAAAAAAGCAAAAAGGGAACUCUCAGAUGUUUUCCUGAGUGCAUUAAAUUAGAAAUGCAAAUAGA